UCACUGUACUCUGAAAAAGGGGAACUUCCACCUCUUGUGGUUACAUUGCAUGAUAAACAGCUCUGUUCACACCAACUCGAGAAGUUGCUUGGACUAAUAAAAAGCAACGGGCACCAGAGGCAGAAAGGAGAUGUUUGUGGCUCUCGGGACUAUUACUUCAGAAGUCAAUCCCAUACUGAGACUAAGCAAUAUGCCCGGAUUGUUUUUUCCUCACAAUCACCUAUCCGAAUUGAAAGAAGCUGAUUGCAAACUUGCAGAAGGCAAGGGUCGUAAAAAGAAGCAAAAUGCUUUUGGUGCAAAUCUGAAAAGCUAUUUGAAGUCCAUGGUACCACAUAUUGAAUCUAGCAUCAAGUCUAACUCCAGAAAUAUGAUGCUUUCUGCAGAGGACGUGAUGCAAUGGUCCCAGUCUUUGGAAAAGCUACUUGCCAGCCAAAGUGGUCAAGGUGCCUUCAGGGACUUUCUGAAGUCAGAAUUCAGUGAGGAGAACAUUGAGUUCUGGCUGGCUUGUGAGGACUACAAAAAAACCCAGUCUGAUCACUUGCAAGACAAGGCAGAGAAAAUUUAUGAAGAAUUUGUUCAGAUAGAUGCAGCUAAACAAAUCAAUAUUGACCAUCAUACAAGGGAAACUACAGCUAAAAAGGCUCAAGACCCAACUUUCACAAGUUUUGAUGAAGCCCAAAAAACUGUAUAUGUGUUAAUGGAGCGGGAUUCAUAUCCUAGAUUCUUGAAAUCAAAAGCCUAUCUUAAUCUUUUAAACAAGCUUCAGGUCAACAGUAUUAAGUGAAGAGUUUGAUGCCAUGGAAAACUGAUGGUAGACUUUGUGUGUCAACUAACCUACAGUGAGGAGAUCCCCCUGUGCAGCUUGAAUUCAGUGCACAGAAUGGAAACAUUUGUCUUUGAAGUGCUGGGGGAAGUGCAGAUAAAUGAUCCUACACAAGAGCUCAUAAAACCCAACAUGAUGAAGGCACUCAUGCUAGAUUUCCAAUCUGAGAGAGCGGGAAGGGGGCUGAAAGAGUGGAAAGGCCCUCUAUCCUUUGCCACUAAACUGAAAAUGGAUACAUAGUUAGUUAUUAUUUGUAUUGCACUGUUCUGACGUAUUACUAAAUCCCACAAGUUGGAUAAUAGUUUGGAAGAGUUAGGGUAAUGCCCUUGUUUCUGAGAAUAAUGGGUAAAAUAAUUAAUACUGGGAGGAAAAAAAUACUUUUAAGUUGUCAAUUUCUGAAAUAACCACAGAAAUGCAUAAAGCAGACCAAUAUGUUAAAUGAGAUCUUGCCCAGGAUAUGAAAUGUUAAUACAUGUGCAGCAGUUCUAUUGUAUUGAAUGAAAUGUAUUAUAAAUGUGACAAUUGAGAAUAAGUUUCUAUUUUAAGUUGUAUAAGCUAGUUAUUACUAUUUAUAUAUUCAGCACUAGGUACGUAGCACAUUUUCACUGUUUAAUUUAUUGCAAAGUGUGAAAUGACAAGCAAUUCCUAAAUUAAA
This is a messenger RNA of Pelodiscus sinensis (Chinese soft-shelled turtle), 1478 nucleotides long. It is a transcript of the gene RGS1, whose product is annotated as regulator of G protein signaling 1. Lineage: Eukaryota; Metazoa; Chordata; Testudines; Trionychidae. The record is from RefSeq and is a predicted model, not a curated record.